AUGGUGUUCAACAAGUCCCUUCUGGCGGCCAUCGCCCUGAUGGCCCAUAUCGCCAACGCCGAAGAAGCUGCCAGAGGGCUUCAGCUCUCUCAGAGCCCUCCCAGAACUGUAACCGGAGAGCAAGGGUGCUACACGGACUUCGGCCGGUCGUGGCGCGGCAGCGUCCCGACGUACUCUCGCCUGUAUUCAUACACCUUCCCCGUCACCGAGUACAUCUAUACUACGCCGACGACCAGCACCGUGACCAUCACGCCGACCAUCUCCGCUGGGUCCGCUGGCACAACUACAUCGACCGUCACCACCACUACACACAUCUCCUCUUUCACCACGGUCACCGUCAGGGCCCCGGCGCGUUUCACGCCCCUCGCGUCCGUCAUCGCCGAAGCGGGCAACGCCCCUGGUCUCCGUGAGUCCGCAGACGAAGCUCACAUGAUAUCGGGAGAUACGGAUUACAGCCUCAGCCUCAGCGUCGACAAGGAUGGCAGAUGCGCAACUAAGCCCUUCCUCUGGCCGCAGGCAGUCGUCUGCGAGAAGGUCGUCCGCGUCUUCACGACCACCACAUCGACAAUCACGGCUACACGGGCCGCCACCACAACCACCAUCCUUCCGGGUCCAACCGCGCAGACUACCGUGACGACGACCACGACGACCACCUCUACAAUUACCGACGUCGCCGCCAACCCCACGCAGACCGUCUACGACGCCUGCCAAACCAACAACCUGCGAGCAUACCACGGCCAGCCGCGGUCAUACUUCGUCGAGGCCGUCCACGACUGGUUCAUCACCCGCGAGGAGCGCCGCACGGGUACCCCCGAGAGUUGCUGCAUCGCAUGCCAGACAACGUCCGACUGCGGCGGCAGCCUGUACCACCUCUUCUCCGGAACGUGCUACAUCUUCAAGAGUAGAGGCAAUCAGAGACAGUGCCAGUCUCCGGGUAAGCUCCGGUCCACGAUGAACAUCACUACUAGUGGCGUUUUCUGGGCCAGCAACGGCGGGUGUGGAUCGUGGAGGAUUUCGAACGAGGAGCCGGGGUCGUCUACGUGA
This is a messenger RNA of Colletotrichum spaethianum, 1044 nucleotides long. RefSeq lists its product as uncharacterized. The transcript has a single exon. The coding region runs from base 1 to 1044 and encodes 347 amino acids. NCBI's taxonomy places the organism in Eukaryota, Fungi, Ascomycota, Sordariomycetes, Glomerellales, Glomerellaceae. The record is from RefSeq and is a predicted model, not a curated record.